CUAGUCAAACAAGAAAACCCGAGUUGAUGUCCCUAAUUCUAGCUCAUCUGGGUGACCCUGAGGAGGAGGCUGACCACCUCAUGGAAAGCCCUACCUCUUUGGGUUCUGCAAACCCCGCAAUCGCCCUAGAGAUAGAGAGGGUGAAAAUGCAGGCACUCCAGAUGAAGCUAGAAUAUGAAAAAGAAGCAAGAGCACUUGAACACGAACGAAAUGAAGAAAGUAAAGCACGUGAACGUGAACAUCAACUCAGCGUGCUUCAGCUGCAGUCCUCAGACGGGGGGACUCGAACCCCUAAUAGGUUGCAGAUAACCAAAUUUCUUCCUCUUAUGCCUCAAUUCUCGGAUUACGAUCCAGAAGCAUUCUUUCGGGAAUUCGAAUCCUCUGCCAUUCACUUCGAUCUACCUAAGGAGGACUGGACAUGGCUAGUCAAGCCCAAACUCAACGGUAAGGCCUUGGCAGUCCUAGACAAUAUCGAAGACAACUCAGAUUACGAGGUAGUAAAAAGCGCUAUUUUAGCAGCUUAUGCAGUCACCACAGAGAGAUAUCGACAAACCUUCCGCAACAUGAACAAGACAUCUGGUCAAACAUACUUGGAGUUUGCAUCAGAGAAACUCCGAGCUUUGAGACACUGGCUUAAGUCGGCAGCUGUAACCACAUAUGACGAUCUGGUAAACCUUGUAGCUCUAGAGGAAUUCAAAAGGAAGAUACCAUACUCAAUCAUGUUGCACAUCACUGAUAAGGAUGAGACUGAACUCUUAAAAGCCGCCAAAUUGGCGGAUGUCUGUUCACUAAUACAUCGCUCUAUGCCCUCAGGAGACAAGAAACUUCAGCCUGUGGGUAAGUCAGGUGCAAGCUAUAGCAAGGAUGUAAAACCCGCAGAGAGUAGUGGUAGUGCCAAGUCUUUUCUCUCUUGCAGUUUUUGUAAAAAGGUGGGCCAUCUCAUAAAGAAUUGUCCUGAUCCUAGGUGUAAAGUAGCAAAGACCUCUACAUUCUCUAAACCAGUCGCCUCUCUCAACACUCCUUCAGUUCUUCCUCCCACUGACCCUUUUCAACCCUUCAGGUCUCAAGGUACUGUGGCUCUCAACACGGACUCUGAAGGGCACCCUCUCCAGAUUAUGCGGGAUACUGCCUCUGCCCAAUCUAUCAUUUUAAAAUCCGCUCUUCCAGGGAUUGAGCAGCAGUACACGGGGGAGAAGCUGACAUGGAAAAGGAGCAGCCUAACAUUUUUCCUGAAUGUGCAGUCACUCGAGCACAGUCUGUUGCCGCUGCUCCAGAGCCACCUCAGCCCUUACCAACCACCCUCCAUCCUACGCCUCACGUUGGGGUUGGUAAGGUAUUCACUGACCACUUACUUGCUGAGGCUCAAAAGACGAUACCACCCUGUCUCGAUUUCAUACCCAAGCUAUACCUAAAGACCAGAUCACUUCCUCACCUUCUUUCUAUUACCAGGAUAAAAUUCUUAUGAGAUUGUAUAAACCACCUCAACUUUUAGAUGAUGCCACUUGGGCUGAGCUCCAUCAAGUAGUCCUACCCGUCACCUUAAGAGAGCCAGUGAUGGAGAUCGCUCAUGGGAACCUAGCCGGCCAUCAUGGGAUCAGGAAAACUUGUGAGAAGCUACUUAAUGAGUUUUAUUGGCCCGGUCUUAGGAAGGAUGUUGCCUCAUUUGUUAAUUCUUGCCACACUUGCCAGGUAAUGGGGAAACCCAACCAGA
This is a messenger RNA of Eriocheir sinensis (Chinese mitten crab), 1711 nucleotides long. RefSeq lists its product as uncharacterized. The record is from RefSeq and is a predicted model, not a curated record. Bases 27 to 1412 code for a protein of 461 amino acids. Gene Ontology annotation, molecular function: nucleic acid binding; zinc ion binding. The transcript is spliced from 2 exons. Lineage: Eukaryota; Metazoa; Arthropoda; Malacostraca; Decapoda; Varunidae.